Molecule: messenger RNA, 3099 nt
Organism: Rhinolophus ferrumequinum (greater horseshoe bat)
Lineage: Eukaryota; Metazoa; Chordata; Mammalia; Chiroptera; Rhinolophidae
Gene: LGI4
Product: leucine rich repeat LGI family member 4
Exons: 10
Coding region: 674-2428 (584 amino acids)
Biological process (GO): myelination in peripheral nervous system; neuron maturation
Molecular function (GO): protein binding
Source: RefSeq, a predicted model, not a curated record
AUCCGGUCCCCACCCUGGUGACAUCCUCCUCACACUCCCUGAGUGGGGAAUCUGGGCAGGGGGCUGGCAGGGAGUGGCCAAGGCAGCUCCAGCCCUCGGUGGCCCCUCCCCUCCCAUGGGGCCAUCCAGUCCUUUCCCCAGGGCUGCUCUUCUUAUGGCCUCUGACCCUCUCUUCUUUCUUACCCGGCUUUGCUGGGCACACCCGGUGCCCAGUGAGUCCCUUUCCCAAACUUCUAGGGAGAAGGGGCGUGGGAGGAGGCGAAGGGAGAUAAAAAAUAAAGACGGAGGGAGACACACACACACUCACACACACAGAGAGGCCAACAGAGACUGAGAGACACAGAGACAGAAAACAGAGACAAAGACAGAAAUAAAGAGAGGCAGAGAUAGAAAGUAGGAAACAGACUAACUCACUCACUGAGUCAGAGAGUCAGAGAGAGAGAGAGAGAGAGAGAGAGAGAGAGAGAGAGAGAGAGAGAGAAAAUUAAACGCCAAAGAGAUAUAGGAAGAAAGACAGACUGAAAGAGAGAACAGAAAGAGGAGAGAGAAGCCAGGGCAGAGCGUGCCAGCUGGCGGAAUGGAGGGUCGCCUGGCAUGGGAGAUGUAGUGGCCGCAGCCUGGGCAGAGCUGGGUGGGCAGAGAGGAGCUGGUGCCUCAGCAGGGGUGAGGGGGCAUGGGAGGGGCAGGCAUUCUGCUGCUUCUGCUGCUGGCUGAGGCAGGGGCUGGGGUGGCCUGGAGACCCCCAAAGGGAAAGUGUCCUCUGAGCUGCUCCUGCUCCAAAGACAGUGCCCUGUGUGAAGGUUCCCCGGACCUGCCCGAGAGCUUCUCCCCGACCCUGCUGUCACUCUCGCUCGUAAGGACGGGAGUCACCCAGCUGAAGGCCGGCAGCUUCCUGAGGGUACCAUCACUGCACCUGCUCCUCUUCACAUCCAACUACUUCUCCGUGAUUGAGGAUGAUGCAUUUGCUGGCCUGUCCCACCUGCAAUACCUCUUCAUCGAGGACAAUGAGAUUGGCUCCAUUUCUAAGAAUGCUCUCCGAGGACUUCGCUCACUCACACACCUGAGCCUGGCCAAUAACCAUCUUGAGACCCUUCCCAGAUUCCUGUUUCGAGGCCUGGAGACCCUGACUCAUGUGGACCUCCGAGGGAACCAGUUCCAGUGUGACUGCCGUGUCCUCUGGCUGCUGCAGUGGAUGCCCACCGUGAACGCCAGCGUGGGGGCUGGGGCCUGCGCCGGCCCUGCCGCCCUGGCCCACAUGCAGCUCCGCCACCUGGACCCCAAGACGUUCAAGUGCAGAGCCAUAGUUCAUGGGGAGAAGGGGAAGAAGACCAAGUCCAGGGCGAACCGUCUUCAUACAAGAGAGAGAUGCGCAAACCAAGGCUCAGCGACGAGGACCCGUGGGGUCCCCCGAGCCUGCCUGACUUUCUCCUGCCACCCCCCAGAGCUGUCCUGGUUCCAGACAGUUGGAGAGUCGGCACUGGGCGUGGAGUCUUUCUCCUACCAGGGGGAGCCCCACAUCAUCUUGGCACAGCCCUUCGCCGGCCGCUGCCUGAUUCUCACCUGGGACUACAGCCUGCAGCGCUUCCGGCCCGAGGAAGAGCUGUCCGCGCCCUCGGUGGUGUCCUGCAAGCCGCUGGUGCUGGGCCUGCGCCUCUUUGUGUUGGCUGCCCGCCUGUGGGGAGGCUCACAGUUGUGGUCCAGGCCCAGCCCUGGCCUGCGCCUGGCCCCCACGCAAGCCCUGGCCCCACGACGGCUGCUACGGCCCAAUGACGCCGAACUCCUGUGGCUGGACGGGCAGCCCUGCUUCGUGGUGGCUGACGCCUCCAAGGCAGGCAGCACCACACUGCUGUGCCGUGAUGGGCCCGGCUUUUACCCGCGCCAGAGCCUGCAUGCCUGGCACCGGGACACAGAUGCUGAGGUCCUCGAGCUGGACGGCCGGCCCCAUCUGCUGCUGGCCUCUGCCUCCCAGCGGCCCGUGCUCUUCCACUGGUCUGGAGGCCGCUUUGAGCGGCGCACAGACAUCCCUGAGGCUGAGGACGUCUAUGCCACACGCCACUUCCAGGCCAGUGGGGAUGUGUUCCUGUGCCUGACACGCUACAUCGGGGACUCCAUGGUCAUGCGCUGGGAUGGCUCCAUGUUUCGCCUGCUGCAGCAACUUCCCUCACGUGGUGCCCACGUCUUCCAGCCACUGCUCAUCGCCAGGGACCAGCUGGCUAUCCUGGGCAGCGACUUCGCCUUCAGCCAGGUCUUCCACCUUGACCCUGAUAAGGGGCUCCUGGAACCGCUGCAGGAGCUGGGGCCCCCGACCUUGGUGGCCCCCCGGGCCUUUGCCCACAUCACCGUGGCCAGCAGACGCUUCCUGUUUGCUGCUUGCUUCAAGGGCCCCACACAGAUCUACCAGGUUCACGAGUUAGACCUCAGUGCCUAACACCAGGCAGGACCCUGGACUUGGCUGGGGCUGGGGGUGGGAGAUGGGGGUGGGGCAUGGGGAGUCUUAGGCCUCUGGACACCCCCUUGACUGACCUCCUGGCCCCACUUGGAAUUAUGGCUGGUUCUGUGAGAUACUGGCCACAGGGCAAGUUCAACGCAAAAGCUGCCCUUCCCGUCUUAGUAACAUCUUGGCUGGGGGCAAAUGCCCCCCACCACAGGUGAUGUGGGGGCUCAGAAGGCGGCAUAGAGGCAGAAUACAGAAGUCAUGGUGGGAGUCACGUGCAGAGCUCCGUGAGGUCUGGAAGCACCCCCACUCCCACUCAACCCACCCGCACCUCUCCUGCUCCCCGUGAAAAUACUCAGGAGGAAAUAGCUUUCCUUUCUCCUCUAAACUCAAUCUGGCCAAUCGCUUUUAGUGCACGCCGCCAUGACAUCAUCAGUUGCUGGGCUGGUUGGACUGCCAGGCUUGCUAACUUCCUCUGCUGCUUGUGCCCACGCCGGCUGUGGCGGAAGCCCAGCGUGUCGUCCCUCUUGCUCUUGGCCUGGGAGUAGGUGGGAAAGCGAGAGCUGUUACGGCCAAGCCCCGGUUACCUCUCCCAAGUGGGUGACAGGGGUGAGGGCAGAAGGUAUAUGAGCUCAAUAAACACGCUGUGCACCUGCCCUACCUGU